Molecule: messenger RNA, 3412 nt
Organism: Porites evermanni
Lineage: Eukaryota; Metazoa; Cnidaria; Anthozoa; Scleractinia; Poritidae
Source: the annotation of a GenBank genome assembly
GCAUUCUUUUCAGAACCAGCAACACAAAGCUCUUUGUCCGAAAGAGGAAUGAACUUUGCGGAAAAUCCUGUCGUGGAGAACACAUUCUCUCUGCCCAGAGAUGUUUUUGAGCGACUGUGGUCGUCGCAACAAAGUGUAUCAGAUACCAGCUCUACUUCAACAAGCUAUACAAGAAAUCCAGCUUCUGCAAAUACCACUGGCCAAUGCCGUCGCCUUUCCGGUGGUUUAAACGUUACCGAGCUAACCGGAAGUAAAGCUAAACGACCUCGUUUGUCAAUCUCAGAACAAGCCCUUACCCAGAGGGAACAUCUCCAAAGGGAACAGCAAAAGCAGCUUAAGCUGCAGCUCAUUAUGCAAAAGCUUGAAAACACCAGAGAAAAAGUUCAGAGGUUGCUUCAACUACAGAAAGCGCGAGGACGUCCAGAAAAAUACCGCCAUAACUCGGCAGAAAAAUCAAUUGAUUUGGAAAGUUUUCAGCGUCGUUAUGUUCUUUUGAAACGAAGAGCUAACGCUCUCAACAGUCUACGCAGAAGUAUACAGGACAAAGUCCCAAUACCUCCCGCACAAUCUCAGUUUCAAGGAUCCCGAUGCGUGCCUGGGAUCAACCUUGUUACCAGUGGAGCUUGGUCGAAAGAGCAUGGAUCGGGAUAUUCUUAUGACUCUUUCCACUCUGCUGGGUUAGCCUUGGACCAUGGGACAUAUCCCAGAAUUGUCGCUGUUCACUGUGUCAUGGACAGAGCAGCUGUUAAAGCUGUACAUCAACCUUACCAGCAAAAAGACAAACCUCCUUAUGCAAGUGUUCCACGAAAAUCUGAUUAUGUGUACAAGAAAAAUGACUUUCAGAAAAAUGGAACGUUUUCCCGUUUAACAAACGCAAGUAGUUCCUCAGUCGAAAAUUUCAGAACUUGCGAAGGCGACGAAGUGGUCUUGACAAAAGUCAUUCCUGGAAAGAAGGAAAGAAAACAGCAGGAGGUAGUAAACUUAGCGAACUGCAGCCAACGAGCAAGGGACAACAACAAACAUUUAUUAGAAAAUGCGGCCGUCCCAGACGAUGCCACCCAUCUUAAGGAUCGGCAGGAAACUUUUGUUCAUCGUGUAGACAUUGGUCAACUGACAACUGUUAGUCAUCCAGAAUACGUGGUAAUUGCCGAGGAACAUACGAGACAUGUCAAACAAUCGGGAAAUGUUGAUAAUCAGGUUUCUAAAGACAAUACUCCAACAAAGCAAGCUGAACUCAGUCAAAAACAGCAAAAUGGUCCCCCACCCUAUCUUCCUGUUCUUGACAAGACAAGAAUGAUGGAACGAGAGAAAGAAGUGAAUCAAGAACGCCCUGUCAGCACUGCCUCGUCAGCCCACAAACUGGCCAAGACAGUACUGGAAAUCAGCGAGAAAAUCGUCCAGACGAGGGAAAGAAUCAAGAACGAGACAAUCGAUUGGAAGAAAUGCGUUCUUUUUAAACUCGAAAAGCGUUUGAUUCAAAAACUAAGGCGAGCUGAACGUUUAACUGGACAGAGAACCGAGAUCGAGGACCUGCGAGACGAGGUCCCAGGGCCAGUGACCAACGGCAAAAAGGGCAAAGUUCAAGGUCAACGGAAAAGAAGCAGUCGCAAAGAUAACCAACCUGAAAGCACAUGCGCAACGGAUGGCGACGCAGACAAAAGUCAAGGUCACGAAAGAAGCCUGAGUCGGCAGUGCAGUAUGAGUGAUAGCGUGACAGAUGAUGAAACCGUUGAUUGUCACGGACGGGAGAAAAGGAGUAGCGUAUCGGAUAUCGGAUGCGAAAGUGAGCAAAUGAAGAACCGUCAACUUGAUAGCGUGACAGAAUGCGUGACGGAAGAGAAUGAGAAACGGCCUGCGUGCUCCCAGGAUCAGAAGAAAGAGGAGGCAAUAGAAUACCCACAAAUGAAAAAAAUAGAAGAAAACCCCACAUUUGAAAACGAAAUGCAAUGCAAUUACUCGACUGAAAAAUACAGCAAUGACCAAAAUGAUAAAAUAUCCUCUGCCCAGGAGAAGAACAUUGAACGUUGCAUCGGAAAAUAUGAGUUGGACCAUGGUGAAAAGUGCGACCCGGGUGUAAAAAAAAAGUCGGAAAAGAUUGAAAAUCAAGUGGACAUAUGUAAGGAACACGGACAAGUUGACGGGAAAGCAACACUGAACACAAACAGCAAUUGCGUAACGGUAGAACUCUCACAGGCCGCUUCCUCGAGUACGAAAAGAGAAAGCAGUUUCAUCGAUAAUGCAUCAGUCAAUUCCACCUGCGCCCAGGCCCCCCCCGGGCUGACCCCCGGGAAUUAGCAUUUUUUUUGCCUUGGAUGGCAAAUUCCCGGGGGUGGGGACUCUUGAGCUGGCAAAUCCCCCGGGGUGGGGAAGAAAAAAGAGGGCAAAUGCCCCGUCAUCCGUCAACAGUGUAACAUUUUUUAUUGAUCGCACAGUCUAAUAGUGCCAUUUUAAGGUGCGAUUUUUUGCUCCAUUAACGUCUUCCUUUGUAAUAGCGCUAGGAUUCUAAUUAAGACUUCACGCCGCGACGACAUGCACCAGUUUAUGGUUUUAGUAUUGAUAUAAAAUUAUUGACAUUAACAUUAAUAAAGCGCUGUAAAGUUAUAUGUUAUGAAUAGAUUUAUAAAUGUGAAAGGGUGCUUCUCAAAUAAUAUCAACAGAAAUUCGAUUCAAUAACCAAAAAACGUUGAUUCACAUCGAUAGCUCCAAUUUCCCUAUGUAAUUCUGGCUUAAUAAGCAAUGAAGAAAUGCAUACAUACAUGCAAAAUCGAGAACAUGCCUUUUACAACCCUCUAUAAUUUAUUCCUGUCCUUGACAGAUGAGCCAGUCUCCUUUUUUUCCAGUAAAACCUUCUGUGUAGUUAUAUUCUGAUAGGAAACCGCGUGCGUAUCAAAAGCUCGGGAAUGGCCCAGGCGUUGGCAAAUGCCCGGCCCCCGGACAGUGCAAAAUUUGCAAAUGCCCCACCCCCGGGACUAACAAGGCGGGCAAAUGCCCCGAAGCAGCCCGGGGGGGGGCUGGGCGCAGGUGGAAUUGACUGAUGCAUAACGAAAGCGCAAAGAGGCAAAAGACAGAAUCAUGUCACGAAAAAUCAGAAAAACAAUUGCUCCUUGACAAGGACAAGAGAGAGUGCGUGACUGUAAGGAGUGAAACGAGGGAAGACCAUCAACCAAAGGAAAGAAAAAAUCUAUUUGAGAUUUUUAAAUCUCGUUUCCAGGGCACUAAUACGCUUUCGAAUUCUUCGGUGUUAACAGCUGAAAAGAACUGUAAGUCUAACCAGAACGUUGUGGAACUCAUCAAGAGCGCGAAUGGCUUGAGCAAAAAGCUACAAAGUUGCGGAAAAGAAGAUCAUAAGUCAGUGUCUUUGGACUGCGAUAGAAAUAUCUGGUCAACUUUAAUGAAGGAUGGAAUUUCUUAA